Messenger RNA from Ramularia collo-cygni, 798 nucleotides. Its product is annotated as related to GTP-binding protein EsdC. Lineage: Eukaryota; Fungi; Ascomycota; Dothideomycetes; Mycosphaerellales; Mycosphaerellaceae. The transcript has a single exon. The record is from RefSeq and is a predicted model, not a curated record. The coding region runs from base 1 to 798 and encodes 265 amino acids.
AUGGCCGCUAUCCAGCUCAACUUCACCCUCCGCACUUCUGCCAACUGCAAGACCGUCCACCUUCUCGGAUCUUGGGACAACUACAACGGCCAGCUCCCGCUCUCCAAGGACUCCUCCAAGUCUGGUGGCUGGAAGGGCACUUUCCGCUUCCAGGGACAGACCCUCAAGCAAGGCCAACGCUACUGGUACUACUACAUCAUCGACGGCUACCACGUCUCGCACGACCCAGCCCGUGAAUCCGUCACCGAGCCCACCACAGGCCGCAAGCUCAACACCCUCGACAUCCCCGCCGGCAAGCCAGCCGAGACCACCACCUCCAAGUCCUCUCGCCACUCCCGCCGCGUGAGCACUAACGGUGGUGUCCCCAAAGGUCGCCCAUUGGACAAGUCCCAAAUCGUCUCCCCAAAGCCCUACAAGCCUCAAGAGACCCGCAUGGUCCGCACCGAAGCCUUCGCAGCCCCAACUCUCGAACAGCUCACGGCCAAAUUCUCCCGCACCAACGUCGACUCCGACUCCGAGGAGGAAGAUUCCGACUCGGAUUCCGACGCCGGCUCCGAUGUCCCAUCCCUCAGCUCCCGCAGCUCAGCCUCCAGCACCCCAAGCUCCGUCUCCAGCACUUCUUCCUGCUGCACCUGCGAACGCUACGGCAUCACUCGCGCCGGCGGCCGCGUCAAGCUCGACUGUGGAGGUUCCCGAUGCGGAUACUCGGAUGAGUCGGAUUGCUCGAGCGAGUCUGAGGAUGAUUACAAGCGUGGCACGACCCGUCGUAAUGGAAUCGUCGUUCGUGGUGGCAACUAG